ACCUUGUCCGUUCAUCAAGUUUACUCUAAAAUACAUCUUUGUGAAAGUUGUUAGCAUAACCUUAAAUAAGGAAGAAGAAGAUUAACCUAUAAAAGUCAAAUUUAAAAGUAAUUAUGAUUUUGUUCUAAUUUUUAGCUAAAUAAAAGCAGAAAUAAUGGCGUUAAAUGUGGAUCAGUGCGAUAUUUUGCUAAGUGUUCUGGAUGUUGCAAAUGUAAGAAAUCAUACUUUAGACUUUCUUGCAAAUGAAAUUAAGAAGAAAUUUGACUCUACUGACUAUUUUAAGGUUGGGUCAUGUCUUGUAAUGUUAUUACAGCAAGAUUUGCUCCCUGAAAUUGACCAAAGACUUGCUGCUAUUACUUUAUUGCAUGAAUUGUACCGUGGAGAACCUUUGGCUAACACUCCUUUUGCUGGGGUGUUCAUACAUUUACUGUACCCCCCUGAACACCAAAGCAAUGUGGGGGCCCCCAAAUUGGAAUACCCAGGACAAUUGCCAAGGUUAAUGAAUUCAGAAAAGUUUUUUGUCACACAGUUGAUAUCUGAUGUUCCUAAAGAUGCAAUUCUAAAAAAAACUGCCAUCCAAAUUAUAAAUUCAGACUGCCCUGUGCAACAAAAUUUUGAUUUUUCUUCUAUACAAUUGACUUUAGCCGAAAAACAGUCAGAAUUACCACAAACAUGUAAAAGUGGCAUUCCAGUUUUAAUAAGUUUUCCUGAGAAAAAUGUUAACAGUUACAUUACAGAUACAACUCAAACUGACUUGCUAAUUAAAAAAAUCGUUACUGGUGAAGAAGCCCCUAUUAAUAAAAUAUACAAACCGGAAUUUGUAACACUAGCACCCCCUUUAUUAAACUGCGACGAUGAGUUGGUAUGGCUGAAUCCCUCCUGGCCCAAGGAGCACGUGAUUGCCUACGACUCGACAAUGUUAGUGCCGGACACGGCGGGCCUGGAAGCAAAACAAUUAAUGAGCAAAGCUUACAAAUCCGCCCUCUCAUUGGUCCAGCAGCAGCAGCUGAUCAAUGAGCUGACCAAUGACAGCAAAUUGGUGUACCAUAUAGGUCUAACACCCUCUAAAUUGCCGGAAUUGGUGGAAAACAAUCCGAUAAUAGCAAUUGAGGUUUUAUUGAAGUUAAUGCAGUCAAAACAAAUUACUGAGUAUUUCAGUGUUUUGGUUAAUAUGGAGAUGUCACUGCAUUCAAUGGAAGUUGUUAAUAGGCUAACUACUACAGUGGAUUUACCUACAGAGUUUGUGCAUUUGUAUAUUUCGAAUUGUAUUUCUACUUGUGAGACUAUUAAAGACAGGUAUAUGCAGAAUAGAUUGGUCAGAUUGGUUUGCGUUUUUCUGCAGUCCUUAAUAAGGAAUAAAAUUAUAAAUGUUCAGGAAUUAUUUAUCGAAGUUCAAGCAUUUUGCAUAGAAUUUAGCCGAAUCAGGGAAGCAGCCGCACUUUUUAGACUUUUAAAACAAUUGGAGUCUGGAGAAAUAGGCAUAACGUCUUCCCCCACCUCAAAAAACAAACUAGAUGGAUGACAAAAACUGACAAAGGUUGACUGACCUGGACAAUGGAAAAAUACUCUUCUUGCUAACACUGAUUAAUUUUCAUUGUAUUUUUUCUUUUUUUUUCUUAAGAAGUUUUUCUGUAAUCCACUGAAUGACCCCUUAAGAGUGCCAAUGAUGUGUAAAGAUAGGUUAUCGUGACGUAUGAAAAAAUGACUACUAAAAAAUUUCCAAAUUAAUUCGUAGAAUUGAUGGUAAACAUGCGAUAUAGUGUAAAUUUUGUAUUAAAUUUAUACAAGUUAAUUAUAAUUGUAUAGUAUAACAU
This is a messenger RNA of Brassicogethes aeneus, 1814 nucleotides long. Lineage: Eukaryota; Metazoa; Arthropoda; Insecta; Coleoptera; Nitidulidae. The record is from the annotation of a GenBank genome assembly.